This is a messenger RNA of Antechinus flavipes (yellow-footed antechinus), 1429 nucleotides long. RefSeq names its product NADH:ubiquinone oxidoreductase subunit A10 (gene NDUFA10). Gene Ontology annotation, cellular component: cytoplasm. Gene Ontology annotation, biological process: mitochondrial electron transport, NADH to ubiquinone. NCBI's taxonomy places the organism in Eukaryota, Metazoa, Chordata, Mammalia, Dasyuromorphia, Dasyuridae. The transcript is spliced from 10 exons. The record is from RefSeq and is a predicted model, not a curated record. The coding region runs from base 92 to 1177 and encodes 361 amino acids.
UUCCGGGCGACACCGGAAGGUGCGGAGAUAACUGCUCCCGCACAGUGGAGGCGGCUUUCCGGACAAGGUGCCCACCGGCUCCGAGGUCGCGAUGGCUGCUGUUCUCCUGAGGUCCCGCGCGCCCUGGGGCCUGUCCCUGUCGGUGGCGGCGCGCGGACUCGGGGCCGCGGACGCCCCACGCGCGGCAGGGAUCCACACGAGCCUGCGGCCCGAGCAGCGGUACGGGCACUUGUCGUACAUCUUGGGAGAGAGAACCUUAAAGAGAUUCACGGAGAAAAGCAAAGUGAUCACCGUGGAUGGCAACCUGGGCUCCGGGAAAGGCGAGCUCGCCAAGCAGCUCGCGGAGAACCUCGGGAUGAGACACUUCCCCGAGGCCGACGUGCAUUACGCAGAGAAAACCACGGGGGACGGGUCCAUCCUGGGGCCGGAGCUGGGCGGCAACUGCAGCCUGGAGAAGUUUUACGACAAUCCCCGGAGCAGCGACGGCAACACGUACCGCCUGCAGGCCUGGCUCUACGCCAGCCGCCUCCUGCAGUACUCGGACGCCCUGGAGCACCUGCUGAGCACAGGACAAGGCGUCGUCCUGGAGCGCUCGCCCUUCAGCGACUUUGUCUUCAUGGAGGCCAUGUUCAAGGAAGGCUUCGUCCGGAAAGAGUGCAUGGAUCACUACACAGAAACCAAGCGGCUCACGAUCCCGCGCUUCCUGCCGCCUCACCUGGUGAUCUACGUUGACGUGCCCGUUCCCGAGCUCCUGAAGAGGAUCCAGCAGAAAGGAAACGUCCAAGGGAAAAAGGUCACGGCCUCCUACCUGCAGCACAUCGAGGAUGCCUACAAGAAGGCCUUCCUUCCAGAAAUGAGUAAAAAAUGUGAGAUUUUAGAGUAUACAGCAAAGCAAGCAAAGGAGGUGGGAAAGAUUUUGGAAGACAUCAACUACGUCCCGUUUGACAAGGGCCCGUGGCUGGAGCAGAGUAACCGGUCUCUCCACCACGUGAGGCUGCUAGUCCAGGAUAAGUACGACGUGGUGAACUACACGACCGUCCCCAUGUACCUCCCUGAGAUCACCAUUGGGGCUCACCAGUGCGACCGCAUCUACCACCAGUUCAAGGAGCUGAAAGGUUACAAGUACGCUCCGGGAUAUAACGCUGACGUCGGGGACUCUUGGAUCUGGCUCAAAUGAAGCCCUACUCCCUUGGAAGAAGCUGUGGGAACAGCUGCAGAGCCCUGGCAGGUCGAGAACCAGGGGCCAGAGCCUCCCCUGGGGCAGAGGGCGAUGGCUGCCCUGUGGCACCCCGUGAUCGGGGCCCGAGGACCCUCCCUCGCAGGGUCGCUUAAAUCCCGAGUUCCCCCAGACUCCCGUUGCCCCGGCCCUGCGGGCUCUGUAUUUUGCUUCCUCAGACUUCCAAGAAAUAAAACCUUUUUGUGAAACUCC